Perca fluviatilis (European perch) is the source of this 5716-nucleotide messenger RNA. It is a transcript of the gene vamp2, whose product is annotated as vesicle-associated membrane protein 2. NCBI's taxonomy places the organism in Eukaryota, Metazoa, Chordata, Actinopteri, Perciformes, Percidae. Gene Ontology annotation, biological process: vesicle fusion; vesicle-mediated transport; SNARE complex assembly. Gene Ontology annotation, cellular component: SNARE complex; plasma membrane. The record is from RefSeq and is a predicted model, not a curated record. Gene Ontology annotation, molecular function: SNAP receptor activity; syntaxin-1 binding. The coding region runs from base 361 to 687 and encodes 108 amino acids. The transcript has 5 exons.
CACCGAGCCAUCUUUGUCCACCUAAUCCAGGCGGCUGUUUAUUACACCUUCAUUACUGCACGGACUCUUGACAGCGCCGGGCUCCAGUAUUAGCCUGCAGGUGCCGCAUCUCCGUACAGUAUAAUAGGGAGAGGAAAGCAGGUUUUUGUAGCGAGGGGACACAUCUCAGUGGCAGAUAUACAAGCCAGUGCUCCUCCUAGGCUAUAUAGGCAGGGAAACGCCACAAUAACCAACCAAAGGGUGCCAGAGGGUAGAGAGGAGCGCAGAAGGCAAUCCACAUCCAUCUGCCAGCCACUUAGACCGCGCUAACAUUUCCAGUCCGGAUUUCAGCACAGCUGUCCAGCUAAUACUACCAGGAAAAUGUCUGCCCCAGCCGGAGCCCCUGCAGAUGGAGGGAAUCAGCCCCCCAACCUCACCAGCAACCGUCGUCUGCAGCAGACACAGGCACAAGUGGAUGAGGUGGUGGAUAUCAUGCGUGUAAACGUGGAUAAGGUCCUGGAGCGUGAUCAGAAGCUGUCAGAACUGGACGAUAGGGCUGACGCCCUGCAGGCUGGAGCCUCUCAGUUUGAGACCAGCGCUGCAAAACUGAAGAAUAAAUACUGGUGGAAGAAUGCCAAGAUGAUGAUUAUCCUGGGUGUGAUAUGCGUGAUUGUCCUCAUCGUCAUUAUUGUGUACUUCAGCACCUAAGAAGAGUUGCUCCUACCCCAGUCUAAUCCUUCCUUGCUACAGAAAAAAAACACCCUCAAAUUGAUUACAAAAUUAACCAUGAUAAUUCAUUUAUUAUGUAUAUCUCCCGAUUAGCCUCGAUAUAACACACCUAAACCUUCAGGGUCCCAUGGCUCCCCCACUUCCACCACCUCGCCUCUGGACCCCUGUCAAUAUUUGUCCUGUGAGUGUGUGGCCCUGUCUCCUUUCUGGGUCCUCUUGGCUUUUCUAACCUGCCAUACUGAGAACCAAACACUUGUGACGAUGCAACAACAGAAAAGGAAACAAAGAUUGGCGAUAAUUGUUACAUAACUGAUAUAUAUAGUUCUUUGUAGAGUUUUAUUCUGAUAUAUACUGUUUUGUAGGUGUGUGUGCGCGUGUGUGUGUGUGUGUGCAUUUUGUAUUUUUUAAUUUUUGUAUUAAUUUUACGUAUGCUUCAGCGUUAACUACUGCCUAUUAAUCAAAGUGUGUAUCUUGCAUGUUAUCAUCAUCUGUCCGCCCCCCUGCUUACUCUCUCUUUUCGGUGUAUUUUUGCACAGUGGAGUUAGUCUCCAUUUGACAAUGGAAAUACCAUUUGAUUUUUCGAGUUCAUCUGUGUUACUCGUGUCCACUAAGAACGUCCAAAAUAAGCCAGAUAACUAAAACUUGUACUUAGAAAAUAUCAUCAAGUUACAACAAAAUGUAACUAUGAUGUAGACAAAACUUCUUCAGCUUUACUAUAGCUCCAGAUUUCUGUAACUUGAUGCCAUCAAUGAGUCCAAGUCUUAGCUUCUUUGCUGGCUUUCUGAGAGAGUUAACGCUCACUGAUAUUGAUCAAACAUACAAAUAAUGCAUGAAUUGUCCAACUAAUCCCUCGUGAUCAUCAUUUCCCAGCCCUUUCCAUCUGAUCCUCCCAGUAUCUGUGUCAUUUCUAUUUCUCCAUUUCACUCUAAUAACUUUCAUCUUUAACAUCUUAACCCCUCUUCUGUCUGUCGGCAUGCUUGAACACCUCAAUGUCUUCUGCUAAUUUCUAAACUGCCAUAGUACAGUUGGACCAAUGUCUGUAGAUGUUUCUUUUUUAUUUAAAUAUUACGUAGUGUCUUAUUUCGAAAACAUUCCUUCAUUGCAGUCUAGUGCAAAUGGUCUUACCGUAGCACAUAUAAGUGUAAGUAUCUUUAAAAAAAAAAUACAGGCGACAAAACUUGUGUCAAAAACGUCGGUCAUACAAACCAUAGGAGAAAAUAGUUAUAGUUAAUAGCUGUAAGGGAUUAGACUUUCAAUCUCAGUCCGAAUUACUUUCUUUUGUAAUAGGUGUGAUGUUAUCUUAACAUUACACUUACAGUAUACUGUGGAGAUGUCAUUAAUGUCAAACUGUGGAUAUGGACUUGAAAAAAAAACAACAAUUCUAAUGCCAGGUGAUAAAACGGGGCCAUUGCGUGAAUUGAUUCAUUUCCAUAAAGCAAAGGUUAAUUAUUACUGGCCUGUUACCUACAUGGAUACUGAAAAGCCUUAGUCUCCAGUCACUUCUGUUAGUUACUGUAGAAUAGUUCCAGUCAAACACACCCUCACACUUUUAGACUGUGUAGGGGGAGUGGCUGACUGCAGAGAAGGAAUCUGUUUAAAAUGCACAAACAACCUUGUUUUUGAUGGCGCUGUCUGGCUGGUCAAUAGCCUGGCCAAAGGAGAUCCUCGUGCAGCAAAACCUCUCCACAUGAAGAGCACAUACAAAAAAGAGACAAGUCAGCCUUAUUUGCUAAUUCAGGAACAUGGACAGAGGCUAAUGAGGAAACUGUCAAAUUCACAGUUGAGUUUUAGGUCAGCAACUUUGGGGUAGGCUCAGUAAUUCACUGUCAAAAGUUAGCGACAAGAAACGUGAGAAGCAAUUAUUCAAAACAUAGCACUCUUAAGAAGAGUGUUUUGCUAGCGCAGUGGUUCUGUCUCAGUGUUUCUCCCUAUAGUUAAGGCCUUUUUUCUUUUUUAAAUAUAAUAGAUUCUAUUUUUAUUAUAGUAUAUUUUUGUGUGAAACAGACAGGUAAAGAGGAAGUGUGCAAUCAGUACUAUUUGCUGCCACACAGCAGUAAGAUCCUCUUUACCUCUGUCUGGUGUGUUUUUUGUAAUUCAGCUCUGUGCGUUAUACACUGCCAAGCAACAAGGGAGAGGCUUCUAUUCUUAUUGCAGUUAUUUCUUUCAUUGGUGCCCUAGCUGGUUUGGUCUUAAAACAUUCUUUUACAUGUUUCUGGCAUCUACUCCUGUGUAUACUACCCUUUUGGCUACUUUAUGGACAGGAGAGCAGGGCAAUAUGAUGCACUUGUUUUUUAACGCGCUGUCAAACUAAGGCCUUGUACACAUGAACAUGAGAUGACAUACACCUAAAAGUCCUUGAUUUAAACUAUUUUACUUUCAACUCUAGAAGGUCUUUAUUUACAGAGUUUUACUUGUGCUAAAUAUAAGAUCGGAAUUUGUUGGAAUUCAGUGAUUCAGUGAAAUCUGUGUCUCAUGAAACGGACAAUUUUUAAGUAUGCAGGCCUGCAUUAAUAAAUGCUGAACAGGAAGCAACUCAGCUUAUGCUCUACUGCCACUAAUGUCAAUCCUACAAUGUAUACGUUUUGAUUUUAGAUCUUACAGUAGGCUACAGUCACUGAAUAGAUUUGAAGACCACAAAAUCACCAACAAUAUUUCAAAAACAAGUGUGUGUAAAGCCUUAGUAGCUUUGUCUCUUUUCAACAUUUUUAUCUUUCCCACCAGCUGAUCAGACCAACCUGCCCCCUGCCCCCCUUUGGAGAAUCCUACAGUGUGUGUGUGUGUGUGUGUGUGUGUGUGUGUGUGCAUGCGUGCGUGUGUUAGAAUAGCUCUGUGUUGGGAAUAUCCCCGGUUUAUCCUGACAGAUUAGGCCGCUUAAAUCUCAGAGUGAGGGCACGUUGUUUCCUUGACCACUACAAGCAGACAGGUUACAGAUCUGCCGGCCAGUUCUAUUAGGAAGGACCCUAACCUUAACAAGCCCUCUCCUCCCCGUCCCAUGUUUUCCUCCAAACAGAGCAAAAGUAAACUGCAGAAGAUUACCAAAGACCAGAUUUCCAUGCUUACGCUGCCAAUUGCCAUCAAAAACAAGCGGAGAGAAACAGGUUAUCCAAACUAUCCAAGUCGGUUUUAAAUAGCUAAUACCCUUACACUAUUUAUCCACAGAUUACAGGACCUUUUAACUAUUACACACUAUUUAUAUAGUGUCAGUUUGGCUUUUAAGUGUGCCAUUCUAACAUAUGCAAGUUAAACCAAAACAUAACAUGCUUCAAAUCUCAAAUACAGUCUGCCCCAACAAUGCCUAUCCAGGUCUGAAGAGCCUCUGAUCUGUAACAGGUUUUUAGACACAUAAUCCUGUAACUAAUAAUAGCACAACUCUUCCUCUUUGUCUCCAUAGUGCUGCCAAGUUCUAAAAUGAAAAUAUACAUGAACUAACUAUAGCUAUUUAAAAUGAACCUAGAAAAACGUUAUAAAAAAUCUGCAUUGUUUGGUGUUGUAAUAUGGGGGUGUUUUGGGGGGUAGGGGGUCCUAUAUCCUCAGGUUUAAGGUAUUAGCAAUUUCCCAAGUAUAUAUGAGGACAAAACUAUAUUAGCAAGGUUUAGAAUUGGGUUUUUGGCAAUAGAAAAUCAUUAUAGGGUUACAAAUGUGGUCCUUUUAGCCAUCGUGCAGGGGUUAACCACACAGUGGGCUGAAGUGAAAUAACACUACUGAUUGGGGUAGGGCUUCUGUGUUAUCUAUGAAUCCAACUGUUGUGAGUGCUCAACCAAUUUGGUCAUGACAGUGAAAAUGAAGUGAGUGCUCUCUUUUUCCGUUGCUUUACUGUCUGUAUGAAAAGAAGUGCGUAUAUAUUUUAACACCGUGGCACUUUUUUCUGUUGUGAUUCAUUCAUUUUGGUGGGAUGGGAACAUGAUUCGGUGGAGAAUAUUGUCUUAUGUGUCAACCUCAAGAAUUGUUCAGUGAUCUCAACUUAACGCUGUGUUCAGGUCAUUUGGGGGUGAUCCAAAAUGCAAGAUGCCAACACGGAAAAAGUGUUCGGACCCUCUUCCAGGUUUGAAUUAUAACUUGUGAACUUGUUAUUCAAACUUGGAAGGAAACGAGCAGAAAGAAAGAGACCGACAGAAGAUCCAAUCCUUCAACAAAGCAUCAUGUAAUAUGUAUAGAGUGGGGAAUGUUCCCCAACGUUUACCGUCACCCCCAAAUGUGAUGAAUGCAGCAAAAGGAGGGAACCUUUUGAGUCUCUGAAUGUUCACUGGAUGGCUAUAAUUGUACAAUAUUCUACUUAAUAUAUGUUUUAUUUUCGAACCAAAUAUUGUGAUUUUCUUUUGCAUCAAUUUAGUAAUAACUCCAGAUGUCACUGAAUUGUUUGUAUGUAAGCACUGAUUGGUAAAGGUAAAGAAAAUUGGAAGUUAAUGGGGAAAAAGGAGUAUUUUUACCUUCAAUUGUCCAGAAUGCUUAGAAUGAUUCUACAGUUUACAUCAGAUUGCCGUUUGUAUCUACAAGAUAUAUUUUUUGUUUAAAUCCGUUUAUUUUUGAGGAAAGAUUUUGAUUUCUCUUUGGGACUGGGGUUUCUGGGAUGAAGGCCCAUAUUGCCCCUGGUCAUCUGGCCUUACAGGAGGGACAGGACUGGAGGAUCAUGGGCAAUGUGCUCAGUUUUAUCUUACUUUUUUUUCCUUUUCCUUUGCUUUUAUUUAUUGAUAGAUUUAUUGUGCUGUCAUUUGGUAUGGGAUUAGAAACUAAACAAGGUUGACUCAACGUAAAGAAGAGGAGACUGAAUGAAAACCUAAAGUACAUAAAAUAAUUGUAGUGUAAAUCUAUCAAUGUCUUAUUAUAUUGAUGAACAUCAUGAAAUAUAUGUAUAUUGGAAAAACAGUAUCUAUGACAACUUGUACUUUUGUGUGUGCUUCACGUGCUUUGUGGGUGUGCAACAAUGGGCGGAUGCAAUUUUGACCGCAAUUCUGGGACCUUAUCUGACCUGUAUGAAUAAGCAUAAAUUUAUUAUCAAUACAAAGAGAAA